Molecule: messenger RNA, 888 nt
Organism: Lingula anatina
Lineage: Eukaryota; Metazoa; Brachiopoda; Lingulata; Lingulida; Lingulidae
Product: phosphatidylinositide 4-phosphatase SAC2
Biological process (GO): phosphatidylinositol dephosphorylation; regulation of endocytic recycling
Cellular component (GO): early endosome; clathrin-coated endocytic vesicle
Molecular function (GO): phosphatidylinositol-4-phosphate phosphatase activity
Source: RefSeq, a predicted model, not a curated record
AUGGAGCUUUUCGAGGCUAGAGAUCACUACAUAAUUCAAGAAGGAGACAACAGCCUCUGGUGCAGCCGUUUCGAUGGAUCUCUGGUCGCAAAAACAGGUUCAGACAUAGUCAAUGCUUGGAACCCAGUAUGCUUAGGACUGGUUCAUGGGGUCAUUGGAAAGUUCAGAAUAUUGCCAGAUUCAGACUGGAGGUUGAUGCUGAUCCAGGAGCGCCACCUGGUGGGACAGCUGUACCGAGUUCAUGAUGUCUACAGGAUCACCAAGGUGUGCAUUGUGCCACUCACACCUGAGGAACCAGGGGAGUUGGACCUACAGUUGUGUAAGAAACACCACUUUGGGAUAAAGAAGACCAGCCGCAUUGCCAGCACACUUGAUCAGCAACAGAAAACACUGACCAAAACAUGGAACCAUCUCAAGUCUGUCGCAGGCCACGCCUCAAGGAAUAAAAAGAAAGAAGUGAAGGACAGAGAAAGGUUUGAGAGGAAGGUCACUGAGGAGAUCUUAAAGAUGUUCAAUGAGACGGACUCCUUCUACUACAGCAGCAGCACAGAUCUGACCAGUUCCCUCCAGAGGCAGCACGGUUCUACCUACAACACUGCCGACCCACUGUGGAAGAGGGCAGACCUGAGGUUCUUCUGGAACAGGGCUAUGCUGGAGGAACUGGUCAAUUCUCUGGAGCCCCUUUCUGAUCACUGGAUAGUUCCAGUCACCCAAGGCUACAUCCAGAUCUCUCAGUGCCAGAUGGUGAAUGAAAACGAGAUGAGCACCUUUUACACCAGCCAUAAGGAUAUGAUGAGGGAUGCGCCCCAGUACACCAUGACAAUCAUCUCGCGAAGGAGCAGGCACAGGGCAGGUAAGACAGACACAGUAGAUCACAGAUAUGUUUAG